AUGGAAGUGACUUUUCACACUGUCACAAGGCUGUCCUCCUCGGGCGCCGAGGGCAGCACCAUCUGGAGGGGUGGGACCGCGCGGCCUCUUGGGGGCAGGCGAGUGCGCUGGGCAGUGCGGGCUGGGGGCCCCGGGCGGGGGGCGCAAGAGGAGCGCGGUGGGCUGAGCCCGGCGCUGCCGGAGCAGCAGCCACAGCGGGUCGGGGUUCUCAGCUGGGGCCCGCAGCAGCUCCGCGGGCUGAAGCUCGGCGUGGAGGAGCAGGGGGGCGUGGGUCCGGCCGUGCAGGAGGAGGGCGGGGUGGGCCCGGGGGUGCAGGAGCGGGGCGGCCGUGGCCACGAGCCCAGCCUGGGGGUGGUGUGGGGUCUGCCGGACGGCGCGGACUGGAGGCGCCCACCGCGGUGGACGGGCUCGGCGGGCUGGCCUGUGGUGCAGGAGGAGGGGCUGGGGCCCCGCAAGCAGCACCAGGAGAAGGGGGGAGGCAGCCCCGCAGUGCAGGAGCGUGGGGAGGCCCGCGCCGGGGUGCAGGAGCAGGGGGAGGGGAGCCCACGCAGGCUGCUGCAGCAGUCCGAGCCGCUCUCCGAGUUCGGGGAGCGCGGGGAGGGGCUUGAAAGUUCCGGGGAGCAGGGGGGGCAGUACUGGGAGAGCUGUGGGCACUUCAGGCGGGAGGCGGUGGUCCUGGGAGCGGCCCCAGCACGCCGGGAGAGACUCGAGCUAGCGGGGAGGGCCCGGCCUGUGGGGCCCCAGGGGCCUGAGGGGGAGGGGCGCCUGGGGGUGCAGGAAGCAAAUUGGCUUCCUGGGGUGCAGGAAGGACAGGUGGUGCGGGCUGUCCAGGAGACAUACCUGGACGAGAAGGGGUCCCAGGAGGCAGAGGGGCCCCCUGAGGGGCACAGGAUCCGGAGGCGCCGGCGGAGGAGGAGGUGGUAACCGGCAGGCCGGCUGCCCGGCACGAGGAUCGCUCCAGGGCCGAGGGAGGCAGCAGAAGGCAGCAG
Molecule: messenger RNA, 989 nt
Organism: Callorhinus ursinus (northern fur seal)
Lineage: Eukaryota; Metazoa; Chordata; Mammalia; Carnivora; Otariidae
Source: RefSeq, a predicted model, not a curated record